Laccaria bicolor S238N-H82 is the source of this 195-nucleotide messenger RNA. RefSeq lists its product as uncharacterized. NCBI's taxonomy places the organism in Eukaryota, Fungi, Basidiomycota, Agaricomycetes, Agaricales, Hydnangiaceae. The coding region runs from base 1 to 195 and encodes 64 amino acids. The transcript has a single exon. The record is from RefSeq and is a predicted model, not a curated record.
AUGCAAACCACCAUAGCAGUCAUCGAUAAUGUUCUCGACCAUCUUUCAUUCGCACCAGGACCCUCAAAGAUCAGCUACGUACGCGCAGAUGCCAUCGCAUAUUUCUCCACGCCGCUCUUCUACGAAUCCGUAAACAAUCCUUUAGCAAGCUGGAGGCACCAUUGGGAGAAUGGAGCCGCGAAUGGGUGCAUAUAA